Molecule: messenger RNA, 3264 nt
Organism: Paramecium octaurelia
Lineage: Eukaryota; Ciliophora; Oligohymenophorea; Peniculida; Parameciidae
Source: the annotation of a GenBank genome assembly
AUGAAUCAAAAGCCACUGAAGAGUAUUCAUUUUCGAGUGGAGACGCAUAUCGACUUGUCGUCCAAAGACAAGAUAUCUUCUGUUGAGAGUAAUUCUAAGCGUUACGGUUCUCCUGACAACUUGCCUUCUCUUCAAAACAUCUGCAGAACCAUUCAAGGGGAGGAUGGAACGGUAAUGAAUGAGAAUGAGGAGAUCAUAGGUCUUUGCCAUGAGAUCCCUUAUGAGUAGGGCCAACAAUGUGAGUAGCAACCGAACCACAAGAACUAAGUGGGCACUUGAAUUAAACGAACGCAAGGAUCUUAAACAAUUAGAACAAUGGACAGAUGUAUAUUAACUUUAGUAUUUAGUUAAUGGUUUAAUAAUUAUAAUAACAAUAGUAUAGCAACAUUCGAGAUUUCUAUGAAAAAAUGGAGUUGGUCUACACUGGUUCCAUAACUUAGUUAGGUUAGUAGCUGGCUGUUAAAUGCAUUGAUUAUUAGAAUAUGUUGAACAAGAUAUGGUCAUCCUACACUCAUGCAGUGAAAGAGAUAAUCGAAAGACAAUCAGAAACCAAUAGAAAAUUGGAGAAGGAUUGUCUAUCAGAAACAGUCAAGUUGCAUCAAAUGUACUAAAAAACACUGAAUGACAAGGGCACUAAAUUGCAAGAGGCUGAAAGAUAUUUGAAAUAGAAUUCUGAUUAAAAUGAUAAAAUGAUUAAAGAAGGUAGAUAUUUGAGAAAGAAAUGUUAAAAAUUAGAGUAAGAACUCAUGAACUUAAGAAGAGAAUCCGACUUUCUUAAAUUGCAGAAUACUGAUCUAACCAGAGAAAUAGAUGCAAUGAAAGUUUUCAUUAAUCAUCAAGUUGAUCCUUCCAUCUACAUUCAUCAGAAUCUCGUCAAUGCUUAAUAGAUCGAAGAGAAGUUUGCAGAUGAAUUGUAACAUGCUAAAAAGGAAAUGUUUGAUGAUUUUAAACAUCAGUUUGAACAAAGAACCAUGAUAUAUGAAGAAAUGUAUUAAAAAAAAUUAGAUGAGUUAGAAAGGAGAGAGAUAUAGAAUCAAAAUUAGGAGGAUGAAUAAAUACUUUAGGAUUAUUAAUAGACUAUAUUUAAAGAUGAGUGUGUUGGCAGCUCAAUCACUUAUAAGACUUAAGAAACAGACACUCUUGAUUUACUUCAAUUUUAAGAUGCAACAGUCCAAACCAUCUAAUUCAAAAAAAAAGUAUUUGAUUGGAGUACUCAAACACCUACUGUUGUUACAUUUAAUCAAUCCGUUGAAGCCAACUUCUCUAUGAUAAAAAGAGAAUGCAUUCCGAGAAACAAAGAGGAACAAACCUAUUUGGAAAUGUCCAAAUAUCCCAUUCAAGUUUUCAUUGAUGACUAUCAUGAAAUCAAUAUCACCUAUAAUAAAAGUACUUUUAAUUAGGACUUAAACAAUUUGGUUGAGUAACUUGGUCAGAGAGCGACAUAGUUGUUUAACAUAUUAACAAUGAAGGAAGAGUUCCAUUUGGAUGAUUUCUAAUGCGUGAGUUAGUAUGUGAUAAAUAGUUAUAAUGUAUUCAUAAAGCUAAUUCGUAAUUUGGAAUAUCUGAUAGUAGAAAGCAAAUCGAAUUUAGUGGAGAACAAGAUUUGUCUAUAUGAAACAUAGAUAGAUUCGAAGCAAUCAUAUCGAAAACAGAUCCAUGCUGAGAAGAAGUUGGAUCUCUUGAUAGCCAAACACUAGUUAACAUUGAAAUAAGUGUCAUUCCUGCAAAAACAAAUCAUUCGAGUUCACAAAUAUCUACCGCACUUCCAAAUUGAAACUAUCAAAAGAUAAGCCAUUAAAAGGAAGAUAUUCUUGGAAUUCCCUAAAAUCCAAUCGCCUGGUCCCAAUCUUCUACUACCUCCUGAAAAAUCAAAUACAAUCUUCUUUUCUUCUUAACCUUAGUUGUUGAUACCUCCACAAAUCAAUCAAUCUACGAGUUCAUAGGUUCAGAGAUCUGCUUUGGAUAUAGCCUAGAGUGAAUCUACAGAGCCUCAGUAACUGAGAAGAGAUUAGUCGGUCGACCUAUAUCGAGAGCCCAGAGAAACACCUCCAAUUAGUCCAGCCAAAAAGCAUCAUCAAAUAUAAAUAUGUAAUAAGAAUGCAUUACAUUUACUUAGUUUUCUAAGAUGCAUUAGUACCACCUGAUGACUCUUCAUCGGAAAGUGAUUAGGAUGUGGACAUAGAGGCGUAAUUGUCUCCCAUAAAAAACUUGUUAUCAAUUGAAAAGAAGCUGUUUGUGAGCAAAUGUCCCUCCAAAAAUACACAAACAGCCACUCAAUUGUUAUUGCAAGAGAUUCAAUAGUUUCGAAGAGAUCGGAUAGAUAAUAUAGUCACUCGCUAAACUCUACAACGAUAUUUGUCUAGUUUUGUGUGUUGGUGUGUGAAAUAUGGAAAGUACAAUUAUCCUCUGCACAUACAACUCUAUGAAUUCUAUCAAAUCGAGAAUUUCCAAUAGCCUCCUCAGGUCUGGUUGUAGAAGUAUCAACGAAUAAUUAAGAGCAUCAUCUACUAUAAGAAGAAGACGACUUAUGCUAAGUUGUUCCAUUAGAUGUUGAUCGGAGAUUAGAGUUUUAACAUUUAUUUGAGUGUUUUGAAUGGCAUUCAAAAUAAGGAGUUUACAGAGAAUGGAAUUAUUGUCCAAUAAUUAUAACUUUCUGAUGCUAUCGGACAAUAUGUGAAGAAUACUAUUCCAAAGUACGUUCAGCUGGUGGAUUACGAUCAGGAGAUAAUGCCAUACAUGCAAGGGAUGUUGGAUUUCAAAACAAAGGAGAUCACUCAAAAAUAUUAGUUAAUUUUGACUUUGUUUGAUUAGGAUCGAUUCACGGCUCUAUAAUUUAGAUUGCUGCUAUUGGAAUUGGAUGCUUAGAGAACUGAACAGUAGAUAAUCAAUCUGUUCAUUAGUGAAUGUGAUUUAGAAUAGAACAGUAUUUAAUAUAUGUCACAUAAGAGAUUCUCAUAAAUGUGUGAAGAACACAAUUUGUUAGUUAAUCUGAGUGAGUAUUUGAUGAGGAAUAAUGCUCAAUAUUUUAAUGAUUUGUAGUUAUGGAAGAUGAGAGAGAUUGAAUUGAAAUUGAUGUUGAUCAGAUCAUAGAAGUACGACACCACUGAGAGGGAAGUGUUUUAUCGGAUGAAUCAAUUGAAUUCAAAUGAGUAGAGAAUAUUGUUGGGGAGGUACUUGGAGAGAAGAGCCAAAGAACUGUUGUUGGAGUAAUAUGCCUAUGAAUGUCUACCCUAAUUCAUGCAGAUCAUACUAAAUUCUUAAUGA